Messenger RNA from Dentiscutata erythropus, 417 nucleotides. Lineage: Eukaryota; Fungi; Glomeromycota; Glomeromycetes; Diversisporales; Gigasporaceae. The record is from the annotation of a GenBank genome assembly.
AAAGCAAACACCACAACAGAAAAAUUUAUUGUAAUUCUCGAUAAAAAUGUUAGGGACAACCAUUUUAAUAUAUUGAGCACAUGCUUAGGAAGAAAAAUUAAAAAUUUUGAUCCUUUCGCCAUUUCUCAAGAAGAAUCCAAUAAAGAUGAGAAUAAAAUACUAGCCUUUUAUUUUGAUAGUUUUACGGUAUAUUUUGGUAACUUUGAUCCUGAUUUUGCCAUGAAUGAGUUGAAGGGGGUCGAAGGUGUUCAACACGUAGAAAAAUCUUUUAAAGUUGUCUUGAAUAGUUGUAUAAUUACACCCACACUUAAGAAAGCCAAUAUUACUCAGAGCAAAACAUCUUUAUAUAAUUUGGAUCAUAUCGAUACUGCUAAUAGGAAAUAUGAUGGAUUUUAUACAUAUCUAACUAAUGCUUGA